This is a messenger RNA of Megalobrama amblycephala (Wuchang bream), 3292 nucleotides long. RefSeq names its product myxovirus (influenza) resistance A (gene mxa). Gene Ontology annotation, cellular component: membrane; cytoplasm; microtubule. The record is from RefSeq and is a predicted model, not a curated record. Lineage: Eukaryota; Metazoa; Chordata; Actinopteri; Cypriniformes; Xenocyprididae. The coding region runs from base 337 to 2235 and encodes 632 amino acids. Gene Ontology annotation, biological process: defense response to virus. Gene Ontology annotation, molecular function: GTPase activity; GTP binding; microtubule binding. The transcript has 12 exons.
UACUCGCGUUAGUAGCACUGUGAUGCUUCCAUUUUUAAUACUAAAUCAUCCGGUUGGGUCGAGUUAUCCAGGUUUCUGUUAAUGUAUAGUAACAUUAUAUGCUGGUAACUUACAUGCAAACAAAUGCGUCUAAACCUUUCUUCAAUGAGUGAAACGAAACUAUGAUAUCCAGGAAAUGAAACUUACCAAGGUACAUAAAUCCUCUAGGAGCUUAGGAUUCAUUUUACCGGUAAAGAAACAGCAGCAGUGCAGCAUCAGGAGCGCACGACAGACAGCCUGACGGAUCGACGUGAAGGAUUUCCUUUUUGCUUUCUGACAUUUUGACGUUGUUUAAGGAUGGAGAAAAUGAGUUACACGUUCAGUCAGCACUAUGAGGAAAAAAUCCGCCCUUGCAUCGACACUAUCGACAAUUUGCGGUCUUUGGGAGUCGAAAAGGACCUGGCGUUGCCUGCCAUCGCCGUCAUUGGAGACCAAAGCUCAGGAAAGAGUUCUGUUCUGGAGGCGCUGUCGGGAGUAGCGUUACCCAGGGGCAGUGGAAUUGUUACACGAUGCCCUCUUGAACUCAAGAUGAUAAGAACUAACGGCGAAGGGAAAUGGCAUGCAAAAAUCAGUUACCAAGACUAUGAGGAAGACAUUGAUGACCCAGCAGAAGUGGAGAAAAAGAUUCGUGAAGCCCAGGAUGAGAUGGCUGGAGCAGGUGUUGGUAUUAGUGAUGAACUCAUCAGUCUGCAGAUCACCUCUUCCAAUGUUCCUGACCUCACUCUCAUCGACCUCCCCGGGAUCGCUCGAGUGGCAGUCAAGGGUCAACCUGAGAAUAUUGGAGAUCAGAUUAAGAGACUGAUCAGGAAGUUUGUUACAAAACAAGAAACCAUUAACCUGGUUGUGGUGCCAUGCAAUGUUGACAUCGCGACCACAGAAGCAUUGCAGAUGGCUCAGGCGGAGGACCCUGAGGGCGAAAGGACUUUAGGCAUCUUAACAAAACCGGACCUGGUGGACAAGGGCACUGAAGGGACAGUGGUAGACAUUGUGCACAAUGAGGUCAUUCACCUUACUAAAGGCUACAUGAUUGUAAGGUGCAGGGGACAAAAAGAGAUUAUAGAUCAGGUCACUCUUAAUGAGGCCACAGAAACAGAGAACGCCUUCUUCAAAGACCAUCCUCAAUUCAGCAAACUCUAUGAAGAAGGUUUCGCUACUAUUCCCAAGUUGGCUGAGAAACUAACAAUUGAAUUGGUUCAUCACAUUCAGAAAUCCCUGCCUCGUUUAGAAGAGCAAAUUGAGACAAAACUCGCAGAAACACAGAAGGAACUGGAGGCGUAUGGAAACGGACCCCCAUCAGACACUGCAGAAAGACUGAGCUUUCUCAUCGAUAAAGUUACAGCUUUCACUCAUGAUAUGUUCAACCUGACCACUGGGGAGGAAUUAAAGUGUUCUUCAGAUCUACUGGUUUUUCCAGAACUUCGGGAAGAAUUUUUAAAAUGGAAUGGCUGCUUGGAGCGUUCAGGAUAUUCCUUCAACAAGAAGAUUGAGAGAGAGGUUGAUAACUAUGAAGCAAAGUAUCGGGGAAGAGAGCUUCCAGGGUUCAUCAAUUACAAGACCUUUGAGGGGCUUGUCAGGGAACAGAUCAAGCUGUUGGAGGAACCUGCGUUAAAGACACUGAAGACUGUCUCUGAUGUGGUUAGAAAGAAGUUCAUCCAGCUGGCCCAGUGCAGCUUCAUUGGAUUCCCUAAUCUUCUGAAAAUCGCAAAGACUAAGAUCGAAGCCAUCAAGCAGGAUAAAGAAUCCCGGGCUGAGUCCAUGCUGAGGACCCAAUUCAAGAUGGAGCUCAUUGUUUACAGUCAAGACGGCACAUACAGCCAGAGCCUGCAACAUGCAAAGGAUAAACUGGAAGAGAUAGAAAAUGACAAGCCCCAAUUUAAAGCUAAAAAGAUGAAUUUUGUGAGUGUAGACAAUAGCACAGGCACACAUGCCACCUUGCGUGAGAUGAGGUUGCACCUUGAGUCCUACUACACGAUUGCAAGCAAGCGUCUAGCUGACCAGAUCCCAAUGGUGAUCCGCUAUCUGCUGCUCCAGGAAGCAGCUUUGGAGCUGCAAAGGAACAUGUUGCAGUUGCUGCAAGAUAAAGAUGAAGUAGACAAUCUGCUAAAAGAAGACUUUGACAUUGGCCAAAAGCGGGAGAGCUUACUGAGUCGCCAGAAACGUCUAAUGAAAGCACGCAGCCUCUUGGUUACCUUUUAGAAUUCACUUUAUAAUAUGGUCGAUUGCAACAAUUUUAAUGCAACAAAAUCAUAUGCUGGUAGUGAAGAAUAUGAGCAGCUUUAGCAGCAAAGAAAACAUGAAGUAGAAAUUGAACACUUCAUGAAGAAACAUAGGUGGCAUUUUCCUCCAUUUCAAUCUUGUAAUAAUAUAGUUAUUUGUGAAGAAGCUACUUUUAGCCUUUGAAGUGCCUUUUUAUGCAAUACUUUUGUACCAAGCAGAUCUCGCCCCCCAUUGACUACCAGAGUAUUUUUUUUUUUUCAUAUAUUCUUCCAAAUAUCUUUCUUUGUGUACAGUAGAACAAAUAAAUUUAUACAUGUUUGGAACAACUUAAGGGUGUAAAUGACAUAAUUUUCAUUUUUGGGUGAACUAUCCCUUUAAGAUUAUCUAUUGGUGAAGAGCCUCCAUAUUUAAUAAUUUAUUUCAAUGCUUAGGCCUACAUUCUAUAUUUAUUUCUUAGGUCAUAUAAAGUGUAGGCAUAAACGAGGACAGGAAUAUGUGUGCAUGAUUGCAUUUGAGGGUGUGUGUGCUUGUGUAUGUAUUUGUGCUCAUGUAUACUGCUUUUGAUAGUUUUAAAUAAAAGUUAGGCAUUUUUAAAUGAAUAAAAUGAGUUUCCAGAUAUAGAAUUCUAUGUUUUUAAAAUGUCUUCUCUACUGUUAUUUAACAUUCCAAGACUUCUGAUGCAAAAGCCUCUAAAAGCCAAAUCUGUCAAAAAUGAGACAUCUAUACGUUCAUCAAAUACUUUAACUUCAAACCCGCUAAAUCCCAGCCUCAUCCCAUUCAGAAGUACUAGUACUUAAAUAGAAACCUACACACAGGAGCCUGAUAAAAAUGUUAAUUUCAAAGAAAAAUGUCAGCCAACAGAGACUUUUUAAGUGUUCUUAUUUGUAUUCAUACAUUUGCUCUUAGGAAAUGUUUUAAAAACAUGUUUUUUUUCAGGCCAAGCAAUGAUUUCUAUUGAAUUGCUUUUUAUAUCAUUGAUGUGCUGAUGUACAGAUAUGAACUCCCUCAAAAUAAAAUAUAUUGGGAAAGAAAAAAA